Purpureocillium lilacinum is the source of this 753-nucleotide messenger RNA. Lineage: Eukaryota; Fungi; Ascomycota; Sordariomycetes; Hypocreales; Ophiocordycipitaceae. The record is from RefSeq and is a predicted model, not a curated record.
AUGAUCAUCCAGCAGUCCCGAGCAUCAAGCGUUCAAGCCCUCGACGGCCGGAGCUGGCGGCUUGUCCUGAGUCUCGCUGCAGAUUCCAGAGCCUCAACAACAGACGUUCCUGGGUAUCGUGGCUGCUGCAGAAUUUCGCGCAGGUUUCCUGAUUGGCCCUGGGCCGUAAGCCCAACAUCCACCAGGCUCAAGCCAUCGUCGACAACGGACGACCAGCAGCGCAUCCCUUCAUCCGACUGGCCCGACCCACCAGGGCCAGGCCACGCAUCGCACCAACGGCCAUGCAUCGACGCAUCGUCAGGCUUGCCCGAACCUGGCGUGGCCAGGUCGUGGUCGCCACUGUCAGCUUGUCACUCACUGUCAACCCCCCACGGCCGCGGCCACUUUCGUCAGCCACGGCUGUCAACCGCCAAACCCAACAGACCAGGCGCCGCCACGGCCACUGAGGUGGGUGGCAGGGCCCCCCAAAGCACUACUUCACGCGGAAUCCCAGGUGGUGGUUGCGCGUCGGGCGGUGACAGAUGGCUGACAGAGCAGCUCGGUAUGCGGGCCGUUACCCCGGAUUGGUAUCCUUCUCCGCCCCCAGGCGCGCUGUGUCCAGAGCGCUGGAACGGCGGCGGCGUCGUCCCUCGUCGUCAAUCAGCGACCACAUCGUGUUGUUUCGGCGCAAGAGCGCUGCGCAUAACCACCCGGCAGUUGCCUCGGGGAAGGCGGAAGGGGAAGGGGGAGGGCAGCAGAUCACUUGCAUCAUGA